Messenger RNA from Arabidopsis arenosa, 2350 nucleotides. The record is from the annotation of a GenBank genome assembly. NCBI's taxonomy places the organism in Eukaryota, Viridiplantae, Streptophyta, Magnoliopsida, Brassicales, Brassicaceae.
UCCGGAUUCUAUUCUCUCAUUUGGUUUGUGUGCUUCGCUUUCGCUUUCCUCAAUUCUCUUCUUCUUCAUUAUUUUUGCCUUUUCCCUCUUUUCUCCGCAAUCGGUUUCUUCUCUCAUUGUCUUUGACGAACAAUCUCUCUGAGCGUUUCUUUGCUUUCUCAACCAAAACUUCCUCAGAUCGAUUUCUUUUUUUUCUGGUUUCCAGCGUUUGCUACAUUGUUGAAAGUGGUGAGAGUCUCUUGAAUUGUCAAGUGUCAACUGUCGUUAACGCUAGGAUGCAGGGAGAGAGGGCUAGUCUUGGUUCUUUAUCAGAGGCCUUGAACUUUGAGCAUGGUUCUACAUCUAGUAAUGCUGUGAUAGAUCAGCAGAUUCGUUGGGAGAAUAUUCACAAUUAUGGUGAUAAUGAGUUGCAGGAUUACAUGAGUUCAGCUGCUGAUACAAAUCCUACUUUUGCAAACUCAGUUUAUCAUGAGCAACGGGGCUUACACAGGUUUAACAUUGGUGAGGCUAGCUCUAGUGGUACGAAGAACGAAGCCACUAGUCACACUGAACAGUGGAAGGGAAUUGGACGAUUUGAGGAGCGCCCUUUGUUUGUGCAACCAUCUAAUGGAAGCCGCGUGGUUCGCAAUGUCAAUCUAAAUGCAGAAUAUAAUGAGCAUCUUGAGGAUAUGAAUCCGGUCACAGGUCAUCCUGGUCAUUUUGAGGUUAAUGGACUCAGAUCUGGGCUGUUACCAGAGAACAGUGGUGUUAGAGCGGGCUCCUCUGUAGAUGGGCGUCGUGCAUCCUGUAAAAGAAAAGCUCUUGAUGCAAGCAUUGGUCAGUCCUCUUCAAGCGGAGGUUUCCGUGAGUUCCAGCAUGGAGAAUCCAGUUCUUGGAUCUCAGCUCCUGCGUAUUAUAGCCAACCAAUGGCAGCAAGUGAUUUAAACAUAUCUCUUGAUCAUGGUCGAAGGGGUUUGGUAUCUGGCGCUGUUCCAAAUCUAUCUGCUCCUGGCAUCACAGAGAGCUCUAGUAGAAAUUACUCUGUCUGGGUUAAUCCCGCAGAUCAACAAGAAACCGUAAGCCCAUCUGUCUUUGCUGCAGGAAGUGUUAGCAGACAACCGGUUGUUCCAUCCUUGAACUCACCAGGGCUUCUACCAACAGAUCAACAACUGAUCGACUUGAGAUAUGGACAUGCUUUAGGCAAUUUUGCUUCUCAGAACCCAAAUGCUCCUGCAACUCAUAUGCCCCCUGUUUCUAGAAAUACAUUUCAAUGGAACGCUAGCCCAGUGGCAGCGGGUUUAUCAUCGGUUUCUGCUACUCCUGUUGACAGAAAUGUUAUUCAUCGAGAUGAAACCAGACACAGAAGUAAUAGUCUAGAGAUUCCCUUGUUUGUCCCACCUCCUGAACUGAGAAAUGUGGUGCAUGGUCAUAUUAGCAGAAAUACAAGUGGUGCUAGACAUGUUGCAUCGUCUUCAUCCAGGACAAGUGUUCAGCCAUCACCGUCUAGUCCAGCAUUGAAUCCUUACCAGAAUAACGCACCACAUAAUCAAAGAAGAUUAUCUGAACACUUUCGUAGGUCAUUGCUUUCUUCCCUUGCUACACACCAGAGAGCUGCUCGUUCCUUGGUCCCUCCUUCCUCUCCGGAUGAGCAUGUGCUUCAAUCUGGUGGUGUUAACACCUCUCAGGUGCAUAAUCGGGCUUCCUCGAGAGCAGGUCCAAGACAAGGGCAAAAUGCAACUGGCAUUCCUCAUUCUUUGCGAGGCUUGGCAUCCACAAGUCGAGGAAGAAGCAGAAUGGGGGCAGCCGAGAUCCGUAAUGUCUUGGAGCACAUGCGUAGAGCAGGGAACUUGCGUUUUGAGGAUGUUAUGCUUCUCAAUCAGUCCAUGGUGCUAGGUGUGGCUGAUAUUCAUGACCGAUAUAGAGACAUGCGACUUGAUGUUGACAACAUGACAUAUGAGGAGUUGUUGUCUCUAGAAGAGCGGAUUGGAGAUGUUUGUACCGGUUUGAAUGAGGAAACCAUAUCAAACCGAUUGAAGCAGCAGAAAUACAAAAGUAGUACCAGUUCUCCACAAGAAGUAGAACCAUGCUGUAUUUGUCAGGAGGAAUACAAGGAAGGAGAAGAUAUAGGAAUGUUGGAAUGCGGGCACGACUUCCAUAGCCAAUGCAUCAAAGAAUGGCUGAAGCAGAAGAAUCUUUGCCCCAUUUGCAAAACAACGGGAUUAAACACUGCAGAUAAGCCAACAAGAUAAUGAUCCAGUUCUAACCAUUUGUCGAAUCUUCAACACCAUUGCAGCCUCAUCAGAACACUGCAGGCAAGUUGGUGUCUGCGUUUGGGGUUGACUGAAGAUAGGAAUGAAGGGAAGUAACUGAA